Molecule: messenger RNA, 994 nt
Organism: Thermothielavioides terrestris NRRL 8126
Lineage: Eukaryota; Fungi; Ascomycota; Sordariomycetes; Sordariales; Chaetomiaceae
Exons: 3
Coding region: 130-699 (189 amino acids)
Source: RefSeq, a predicted model, not a curated record
AUUGAGGUCAGAAAGAGCGCCUUCUGUUUUGUCGGACACCGACUUCAGCUUAGAGCAAUUGUCUCUGCGAGUGUCUUCGCUUCAUUUCGAAUCCUACCUAUUCAACAAAGCAAUCCAAUCCAGGCUCUGAUGGCCAGCUCGUCACCUCAUUCUCCCUCCUCCUCAAAGACGUCUGGCCGCGAGUCGCCAGCGAAGACACCCGAGUCACCUGUUCUGCCUUCCACAAGGGCGGAGGCGAUCCAAAACAGUCCUCCGAAACCUGUGCUCUCCGACACGAUGGAUGCUCAGACCGCGCAUUCCAAGCCUCACGGCGGCCGCACCCAGGUCAAGACGCCAGAAUUGCGCCACUCCAAUGAGCGCAUGAACGGGCAAAAAGAAUCUGCCGAGAGAUCUCCCAGCACGCCUGGCCAUCUGGCACCAUUUGACUGGGACGAGUUCGAGGCUCGCUACGAGGAGGCUCUCGCCGAUGCUGAUCGCAACGAGCAGGAGCUUCUCAAGGAGUUUGAGGAACUUGUUAAGUUCUUCAAUGUCUGGGCCUCCGCUGCCUCUGUCCAUGACACCGAGCGCGGGGUGAAACGACUCCAGACACGAGAGCGAUACGUCAAGAUCGCUGAACAGAGCUUGUUGCAGAAGAAGAAGCACCUCACUGAGGUUGUUCGCGCUUUCCAAAGCGCCCUGGCGCUCCUGAGCCAGUCUUAGCCUCCGCCCACAAGAAACACAACACCGGUGGUGGCUUUGACGAUAUCAGCGAGGAUCUCAUCUCCAACGAAAACCAUCAACGCUCAGGACGGACUCUCAGGGCGCUUUCAACGACUAGUCAUAUUCUGGUGCGCAGGUUGCGGUCACCCAACAGAUCAAUGCUGGCGGCAUGGGCUCUUUUGGCUGGCGGCAUCAGCUGGGGCGUUCGGCUCUCAUCUCUGAGCAAUGACACCAUGGUCUACGCCCAAUCCUCAAAGAUCUCUCAUCUACUUCGCCUGCCAGCCACUCUUCGGCC